Molecule: messenger RNA, 1192 nt
Organism: Guyanagaster necrorhizus
Lineage: Eukaryota; Fungi; Basidiomycota; Agaricomycetes; Agaricales; Physalacriaceae
Exons: 7
Coding region: 1-1179 (392 amino acids)
Source: RefSeq, a predicted model, not a curated record
AUGAUAUACCGCCAACGGGCUACGUUUGUAAUUGUAGCAUCCAUCAGCAUCCGAUCCCGUAAUUAUAGUCUCUACGGUGAAUGGGCACCCUUCGGCUUUGGUUCUCUUCAUGGCGGUUCUAGUCCCAAUCCAAAGAUACAGUUCCUAUCUACCCAUACGGUGACCAAGCGCUUAUUUUCUAAGGUGGACUGGAACAUGACGCCACCGUUUCCAACUGGUGAAACGUCUCCGGUGAUUCCAGUGAUCGCCACAUUUUUUGAUCCCUCUGGUUCAUAUAUGGUCAUAGGCUUGUAUACCCUUCUCAUAGCAAUCACUCUAUGGACCAUAUUUUCCUCUCCCAAGAAAUCCGGACAUACCUUCCUGCCUACAGUCAUUUUGAUUCUAUACAUUCUCACGACAAUUUCUUAUGGGUUUGACUGGGCGUACCAGCGGCGCGCAUUCAUUGAGAACGGGGACAACUUUUUCAGUAUCUUUGUUGCGCUCCAGAGUAUCAGCCCGUGGUGGAGAGCAUACGAACUCGUUGAUGGUAUUAGCGGUGGUAUGAGCACAUUUCUCGUCGACAUCACCAUUGUAUGGCGUUGUUGGGUGCUUUGGGACCGUCAAUGGAGGAUUGUCCUUAUACCAGCUCUUUGCACGGUAGCCGGGACAAUCGCAAAGGCCAUGCAAAUCCGUAGUGUUUUCAUCAACACAACCAGCGAAAUCGGCGACACCGGAGGCUUCGUAGCAGAGAUCAACUGGCCACUGAUCUAUAUCUCCUUGACACUGGCCACGACACUCCUGUGUACCCUAUUGAUCGUCUACCGCAUCGUUCGCCUGGCAUCAGGAGUGGGCUCAUACGGGAAGAUUGUCGAGAUUGUGAUUGAAUCCUCAGCGAUGUAUUCACUGACACUGAUUGUGUACCUGGCCCUGGUUGCGAGAAAUCUGCAAUCGGGCUAUUAUGCAGAUAUCAUUAUGGCAUAUAUCAAGGUCAUUGCACCUACGCUCCUCGUUGGACGAGUCUCAGCCAGUUCGAAUUCAAGCUCUAACAGUCAGACAAUAGUCCAUUCCACAAAGGACCGUAGCUCUGUGUUGAGCAGAUUCAUAGCAAGAAGGCGAGAGACGGCUUCCAUUUAUCGGAAUGGCAACGAUUCCACUACCUCGUCGCAGACUUAUUAUAAGCCGAGGAUGGAUAAUGUCUAAUACUGAAGCCUGC